This is a messenger RNA of Stegodyphus dumicola, 1333 nucleotides long. Its product is annotated as ankyrin repeat domain-containing protein 16-like. The record is from RefSeq and is a predicted model, not a curated record. Lineage: Eukaryota; Metazoa; Arthropoda; Arachnida; Araneae; Eresidae.
UAAUUUUUCUCCCUUAGUUUUGUAUUGUAAUUCAUUAAUUACAUUUUGUCUUUCAGAAAUAUUAGUAAUAUCUUAGUAUAUUAGUAAUAUUAGAAAUAUUGGUAGCACCUUUAAUUGAUAAAAAUUCUUAAAGUUAUAUGCGCAUAAUUUUUUAAAAUUUAUACUCUGCUGCUGUAUGAUGCGAGAUUCGAAAAUAGUUUACAUAUCGAAGUGUUGAUUUGUUGCGGUACUCACUUAAAACGUUUAGUGUUUCUUUUAAGUAGUGCCGCUAAACGGGAUCUAGACUGUCUUACAUUCAGUUAGCUCAAUAGAGGCUUUCCUUGAAAUCAAAGCUCAUGCAGUUUGUACUGGGAGUGCAAAAAUGAUCCAGCCAGAAAAGGGUGCCCUCACCCAUAUCAUAGUUUUAAAUUUGUCAAAGCUUGGCAAGCAACACUUGUGCACAUUUUUUAUGAGUAAAUCAUAUUUAUGUUCUAAGUCAAAUGAAACUUUUUUUUUUUGUUUUGUUUAUUAAGGUUGUUAUGGAGCAACAACUGAUAAAAAUGAAACAGAGCAUCAAACACAUGAUAAAAACAACGGAGAUGGACAUUCAGCUUAAUCGACCACGAGCCAUCAGAGACAAGGGUGCCGCUGAGUGGCUUCGCCUACUUGAAAAUGAAAGUAGGUUUUACAAAGCAUUGGAUGCCCAUGUUACAAGGGGCACCGUUAUUGAUAUAGCUGAAAUGGAAGAAAUUAAAGCAGUCCACAUCGCAGUGAGGUCUUCAGAACGUGUAUACGUCCAAUUUUGUUUAAGUCUAGGUUUAGAUCCUGUCAGCGUGGACUCAGAAGGCCAGACUGCUUUGCACAUAGCUUGCACAAAGGAGUCCUUGGGUAAUAUUAAAAUUCCUAUUCAUAUAUUUGAUUUCGCUGAAUUAUGAAUUUAGUAAGUUCCAGUUAGAAACCAAAUCUAAUGUUAUUUCUCAUUAGAUUUGAAUUCUAACAGGAAUUAUUGCACAUUACACUUGGUUUCUUACAGGAAUUGUUUCACAUUAGAUCUGACUUCCAUCUAUGCAGUCAAAAGGAUAAACACAUCUACUGUUCUUGUCAUAAAAUAUUGUUAGGUCAAAUCUAAAUUUAUGCUGAACAUGUUUGAGUAUUCUUUCACAUUGUGCAGUGAAACUGAGCUGAAUGCACUGAGAUUUUACUGGACAUCUUAAGCACAGUAUUUACUUUCGAUUCCUCCCCUUUCAAUCAAUAUUACUACUUAAAAAUUGAAAGAGAAAAACGACGCAGUGUAUGCAGUUUUUGAGAAAAGCAGCAGUGGCGGCUCGUAGCUAAAAUGAGUGGGGGUGCUGUU